AUGGCCCGGCCACUUCCCUUCUGGCUGUUGGUUCUAGGGACCCUGGCAGGGCUCUCAGCAACCCCAGGCCCCAAGAGCUGUCCAGAGAAGCACUACUGGACUCAAGGAGGAUGGUGUUGCCAGACGUGUGAACCAGGAACGUUCCUGGUCAAAGACUGCGAGCAGCACGGAAAAGCGGCUCAAUGCAAUCCGUGCACACCGGGGGUCUCCUUCACGCCGGACCACCACAGCCGGCCCCACUGUGAGAGCUGCCGGCACUGUAAUUCUGGUCUUCUCAUUCGAAACUGCACCCUCACGGCUAACUCGGAGUGUGCCUGUCCCGAGGGCCAGCAGUGCAGGGGCAAGGACUGUAUGGAGUGUGAUGGUCCAGCCCAGGCCCCAGGCCCACACCCACAACCCUCCCACUUGCCUUAUGCUGAAGAGAUCCCAGAGGCCAGGACAGAUCGGCACACUCAGACUCUGGCCAACUCCAGGUGGUUGCCGGCCCCAACCCUCUCGACCCACUGGUCACCCCAAAGGUCCCUGUGCAGCGCGAACUGCAUCCGCAUCUUUGUGCUCCUCUCUGGAAUGUUUCUUGCUUUCACCAUAGUCGGAGCCCUGUUCCUCCUUCAACAAAGGAAAUUAAGUACGAGAUUAAGAGGAAGUCCAGUGGCACCUGCAGAGCCUUGUGCUUAUACCUGUCCCAGCGAGGAAGAGGGCAGUGCCAUCCCCAUUCAGGAGGAUUACCGAAAACCAGAGCCUACUUCCUACUUCUGA
Molecule: messenger RNA, 756 nt
Organism: Rangifer tarandus platyrhynchus (Svalbard reindeer)
Lineage: Eukaryota; Metazoa; Chordata; Mammalia; Artiodactyla; Cervidae
Source: the annotation of a GenBank genome assembly